AUGGCUCCUAAGAAAAAUAAUAAGAAAGCUCAGUCUAAGAAGACUGCUUCUAAGCCAGCUGCUACUGCCGACGACGAUGAUGCCUUUUUGGAUGCCCUUCUCGAAGAAAUGAAGCAAAAGAAGAUCAGUGAAGGAGAGUCCGGUGAUGGUACAACUUCAUCAUCUGAAUCGACUGCUCCUGAGAUUAGUCCUGAUGAUGAUGAAGGCCAAGAUCAGCCUGGUCCCAUUGUUGUUGACCUCGCUCUGCCAACUGAUGGGACGCCUGCAAAGCAGACCAGCCCACCUCGUGUGGGGCUGUCGAAGAUCUUUGUGGACAGACGGUAUCCUGUUGGAGAAACUAGCACAUACACUUAUGGUGAAGAGAAUCUGAAGCGAGAGACUGAUGAGGAGAAGCGUGCUCUAGAGAGAAGCAAGGAGGCUGAGCAAAAGUACGAGGAACUGCGCCGUGGUGCGGAGAUCCAUCGACAGGUGCGCAAGUAUGCGCGCGAGCAUAUCAAGCCUGGCAUGAAGAUGGUUCAGAUUGCCAAUAUGAUUGAGAAUGGUACUCGUGCACUGAGCGAGGGUUCAAGCUUGAAGGAUGCCGGAAUUGGGUUCCCUACUGGGUUGUCGCUGAACGACUGCGCGGCGCACUACACACCCAACAAGGGCGACACGACGGUGCUCAAGGCCUCGGAUGUGAUGAAGGUUGAUUUUGGUGUGCACGUGAAUGGACGUAUCAUUGAUUCGGCCUUCACUAUGACGUUUGAGGAGGGCAAGUACGAUGCUCUGUUGGAUGCGGUGCGUGAUGCUACCAACACUGGUAUUCGCGAGGCUGGAAUUGACGUGCGCUUGUGUGACAUUGGCGCUCAGGUUCAGGAGGUGAUGGAGUCUUAUGAGCUUGAGCUGAACGGCAAGACCUAUCCUAUUAAGUGCAUUCGCAACCUCAAUGGCCACAAUAUUCUGCCGUACCGGAUCCAUGGUGGUAAGAGUGUUCCAAUUGUCAACAAUGGCGACACCACCAAGAUGGAAGAAGGUGAGGUGUUUGCGAUUGAGACGUUUGGCUCGACUGGUCGCGGUCAUGUAGUCAAUCAGGGCGAAAUCUCGCACUAUGCCAUGAAUGCGGAUAUGGGCAAUGCUCCUGUGCGUCUUAACUCGGCAAAGUCCCUACUCAAUGUUAUUAACAAGAACUUUGGCACCCUGCCAUUCUGCCGCAGAUACCUCGACCGCCUGGGCCAGGACAAGUACCUGUUGGGUCUUAACACAUUGGUGCGCCAGGGUAUUGUAGACGAGUACCCACCAUUGUACGAUUCCCCUGGAUCUUACACUGCUCAGUACGAGCACACUAUUCUGUUACGUCCCACUGUUAAGGAAGUUCUUUCUCGCGGUGACGAUUAUUAA
Messenger RNA from Magnusiomyces paraingens, 1377 nucleotides. RefSeq lists its product as uncharacterized. The transcript has a single exon. NCBI's taxonomy places the organism in Eukaryota, Fungi, Ascomycota, Dipodascomycetes, Dipodascales, Dipodascaceae. The record is from RefSeq and is a predicted model, not a curated record. Gene Ontology annotation, biological process: proteolysis. Gene Ontology annotation, molecular function: metalloaminopeptidase activity. The coding region runs from base 1 to 1377 and encodes 458 amino acids.